Messenger RNA from Naegleria gruberi, 660 nucleotides. RefSeq lists its product as uncharacterized. The record is from RefSeq and is a predicted model, not a curated record. NCBI's taxonomy places the organism in Eukaryota, Heterolobosea, Eutetramitea, Acrasida, Naegleriidae. The coding region runs from base 1 to 660 and encodes 219 amino acids. The transcript has a single exon.
AUGUCUGCACUUGUUCAACUCAUUUUCAAUCAAAAUACUCCCGAUCCUGAUAUUGUUCAGCACAAAACAAACAAACGAAAUAUCCAACGUACUAUUCGAUUCGUUGAAAGACAAUGUCUAAAAUUAGAAAGAGAAGAAGCAUCAAGUACCUUACAAUUAAAACGAUCAGUCAAUCGGUUUCAAAUCCCAGAAACAAAAUCCAUCGCCCAUCAAAUCAUGAAGUUGAGAAAACUAUCCAGGAAAAUGCACGAAUUAAAAGUUUCAUUGCAGGUUCAUUGUUUGAAAUUUGAAUCGAUCAAUUAUUCGAAUGGUGACGAAAUGAAACAAGUAAUGAACAAAAUCUUGACUCAAUUGAUCAAGACGAAUAACCAUACACCAAACUUGUUGGACGGAAUUAUUCAUGAAUUUAUGGAAGGAAGUAGUGAUGCUAUUUCAGUGAUCCCUUCAUCAGAAGAGUACACAGUGGAUGAUUUUCCAGAAUGUUGCGAUGAAGAUGAGGAAGAUGAUUGGGAACAAAUUGUUAGGGAAAAGAUGGGAAUGCCAAUUGUUUAUCCAAGUGAUAGUUAUUCUCACAAUGUGAUGAUGGGUAAUUUAUCAUCAUCACAUUCUUCAAAUGCAGAGGAUGAUGUAUUGAGAGCUCGUUUGGCAAAUUUGAAAUAA